CACUGAGAUAAUUCACUUCUUACUGUGAUCCUUGGAUUUAGACUACAGCAGGGCUUUCUGUCAAUGGGAAGCGACCAGGGAAUUUGAAGGGAGAGAUGGAAUCAGGGAAGGAGUUAUCCGGGACUCUGAUGCUGGCUGUCUUCACUGCUGUUCUGGGUUCAUUUCAGUAUGGUUAUAGCCUUGGAGUCAUCAAUGCACCACAAAAGAUUAUAGAAACACACUAUGGGCGGGUUCUAAACGUGCUGCCGAAUGAAUCCCUCCUCCUGAAUGGUACAGAGGCUCGGGUGCUCCAUCCAUCCGUCACAAUGUACUGGUCCCUGUCAGUGUCCAUCUUCUCCAUUGGAGGCAUGGUCUCCUCCUUCCUGGUGGGAUGGGUUGGAGACAGCCUGGGAAGGAUAAAGGGCAUGUUCACUGUGAACAUUCUGGCAGUGGUGGGAGGUCUGUUGAUGGGUUUGGCCAAAAUGGGGCCUGCACAUAUCCUGGUCAUUGCAGGAAGAGCUGUGAUGGGGUUUUACUGUGGGUUGUCUUCUGGACUUGUGCCAAUGUACAUUGGAGAGAUCGCUCCCACAGCCUAUCGUGGUGCCUUGGGAACUUUACACCAGUUGGCGAUUGUCACUGGUAUUUUAAUCAGCCAGGUUAUUGGUCUGGAUUUUCUACUGGGCAAUGACAUCAUGUGGCCAGUGCUUCUGGGCUUGUCAGGGGCGCCGUCCAUUCUCCAGAGUGUACUGCUCCUGAUAUGUCCAGAGAGCCCCCGCUACCUCUACAUCAAACUUGGGAAGGAGGAAGAAGCUAAGAAAACUUUGAAACGGUUCAAGGGAGAAUAUGACACCACUAAGGACAUAGCAGAGAUGCAGAAAGAGAAGGAAGAAGCUAUGAAAGAAAGCAAAGUGUCCCUCCUGCAGCUCAUCCGCUCUCCCUCGUACCGGCAGCCACUGUUUGUCGCCUUGAUGCUGCACCUGUCGCAGCAGUUUUCAGGAGUCAACGCAAUUUUUUACUACUCGACAGCUAUUUUCACAACAGCUGGUGUCGGCCAACCAGUUUAUGCUACGAUAGGAGUCGGUGUCAUUAACACCAUUUUAACCAUGGUCUCAGUCCUCAUUGUUGAUAAAGCUGGGAGGCGCAAUCUUUUUCUCAUUGGAUUAGCAGGGAUGUGCCUUUGUGCUAUAAUGAUGACAGUUGGCCUGGUCUUAUUGAGCACGUAUUCCUGGAUGAGCUAUAUUAGCAUGACGGCCAUCUUCCUGUUUGUGUCCUUCUUUGAGAUCGGGCCUGGUCCCAUCCCAUGGUUCAUUGUGGCUGAGCUCUUCAGCCAGGGCCCCCGUCCUGCUGCUUUAGCCUUGGCAGGCUGCUGUAACUGGACCUCAAACUUCAUUAUUGGCAUGUGUUUUCCGUACAUAGAGGCCCUAUGUGGAAGUUAUGUCUUUAUAAUCUUCGCCGUGAUGCUUUUUGGUUUUACACUGUUUACAUACUUCAGGGUGCCUGAAACAAAAGGCAAGACUUUUGAGGAAAUUUCUUCCGAAUUCCGACGCAGGAGACACGCUCCACCCUCUGGCCCCAAAACAGCCACGGAGCUGGAGCUCUUGGAGAGAUCAACAGACGCUUGAGACACUUUUCUUGUUUCUUAAUCAUGUAUUUGACUUGUUGUAAGAUGCAGGGUCAGCUGUAUUUCAACUUUUCCUGCAUAGCUCAAUCCAUGAACAUCAGUAAAGUCCAUACCAAAUA
Molecule: messenger RNA, 1719 nt
Organism: Acipenser ruthenus (sterlet)
Lineage: Eukaryota; Metazoa; Chordata; Actinopteri; Acipenseriformes; Acipenseridae
Product: solute carrier family 2, facilitated glucose transporter member 2-like
Exons: 11
Coding region: 96-1601 (501 amino acids)
Biological process (GO): monosaccharide transmembrane transport
Cellular component (GO): brush border; membrane
Molecular function (GO): hexose transmembrane transporter activity
Source: RefSeq, a predicted model, not a curated record